GACACUGUGUGUUUUGUACGGCUGCGCUAAGCCCCGCUCCCCUCAGUCACGCAUCAACAUGGCGACGUGCGGAAAUAUGGGGCGAAGCAGGAGAAAUAUUUGUGCUUUUUCUGUCGCUAUUUUCGUCCUGAUGUUAUCCAGCGGCUGCCUGUCAGCUCCAGUAGAAGAGCCACAGAAAGAUCUGGGACAAGCAUCUCAGGGUCCUAAUUUGACCAGAGAACCAGCUAAACAGAGCCCAGCAGCUGCAGCCGAUCCCAAGGCCACGGAGACGGAGCCCAAGGCCACGGAGACGGAGCCCAAGGCCACGGAGACGGAGCCCAAGGCCACGGAGACGGAGCCCAAGGCCACGGAGACGGAGCCCAAGGCCACGGAGACGGAGCCCAAGGCCACGGAGACGGAGCCCGAGGUCACGGGGACGGAGACGAAGCCCGAGGUCACGGGGACGGAGACGAAGCCCGAGGUCACGGGGACGGAGACGAAGCCCGAGGUCACGGAGACGGAGCCCAAGGCCACGGAGACGGAGCCCAAGGCCACGGAGACGGAGCCCAAGGCCACGGACCCCAAGCCCGAGGCCAUGGAGACAGAGCCCGAGGCCACGGAGACAGAGCCCAAGGCCACGGACCCCAAGCCCGAGGCCACGGAGACAGAGCCCAAGGAGUCUACAACAAAUCCUAAGGACCCCACAACAGCAGAAGUAGAAGCUCCUAAAGCGGACCAGAAAACAGGCACAGAAGUAAAAUCAACUUCCACGCAUAAAGGAGAUUCUUCAAUCACCGUGUUUGAUUCCUCUGCAGGCAAACUGCCGCAAAAUUCUGACGGUGAUGCAAAAUCAGAUGAGACUGACAAAAAUCGAGAUGGCACUGAGGCAACAGAGGAACAUGCUUCUUCUGCAACCACCCGGGUCUCCACUGUAGAAUCUACCACUGCCUCUACUAAAGUCCAGGAAACAACAACCCCAAUUACAGAAUUCACACAGGCCGACUUAGAUCUCCUAGACGCCGAUGGCAAGGGACAAGGACCUCAGAUCAGUAGCGAAGAAGACGAGGAUGGUGAAGAUGAUGUUGAUGACGAAAGCAUAGAUCCUGAGGAGUCUGACGGUUUAUUAUACGGAAAUGCCGACCCCAAAGACCAAACGGAGAACGGGCGGCGGCAGCAGGCUGGGGAGAUGGAGGCGCCCCGAUAUAAGGGAGUGGACAGCUACAACACAGAGGACGAGGACUCCCACUUCUUCUUUCACCUGGUCAUCCUGGCCUUCCUGGUGGCCAUCGGCUACAUCGCCUACCACAACAAGAGGAAGAUCUUCCAUCUCGCACAUAACCGACGCUGGAAGGACAGUUUAUGUUCCCGCAACACCGUGGAGUAUCGCCGCCUGGACCAGAACGUCAACGAGGCCAUGCCGUCCCUCAAGAUGACCCGAGACUACAUUUUUUGAUCCAGAAGAAGAACGUGUCCAAACCUGCACCGAGCCCGCCGGCCCUCCUGCCUGGUCGUUGUCCAGAUGCCGUGCUUUGUCGUGGAGCUUAAUCGAUGCUUUCUCCUGCUUUCCAGGCCGGUCAGAGAGCAGGAGAUGUUUGUCUUUGAAACAGAAUUCUUUUUUUUUUUUUUUUUUUUGGUCUGCAUAGAGAUUUUUUUCAUUCUGGGUCAUUCUUGUUUGUUAUAUUAUUUUUUGAAUAUUUUGCCUUUAUUCUAAAUUAAUAACUUCUUGCUAAUUAAUUUGACUUUUUAGUCUUUGUAUUUGUCUUUUUUGGGGGUUGGUUCAGCCUUAUGGUCCCUUUACACCUGUUUUUGUUGUUCUUCUUGUCUUAAUAUUUUUAAUACUCAAUUUAAAAGGUGGAAGAAUUACAGCUUGAUUAACUUUUGGAUCAUAAUAUAAAGCCUGAUGAUGAGAUUUUGGUUAUUUACCUGAAAAUUAAUGAUGGAUUUCUCUCUCAGCAGUUAGCCAAGAUAAGAGUUGAUACACAAAGCACUUCCUGUGUCAUGCAUACUUUUAAAUUGUUAAAGUGUAAGUGUGCAGACAAAGCAGCAAUCUAUCCACACAUGUGUGCUUACAUUUAUUCAUAAAUAUGCAGUCAUUCCAAGAACUCCUCAUUAGUCUGCUUUGAAAUGGCUUCUGUUGGGGGGAGAAAAAGUGCUUUAAACUGCAAAAUACUACUUUAUAUAAACUUUAUGACACUCAGUUUUUUCUUCUCUGACAGAAAUCCACUUUUCACAGAAAUUUAAAAACCGUCUUUCAGCUGUUUCUGAUUCCACCUUUGCUGUAAUAGCCUUAUUAUGAUUUAGAAAUCUGCUACGCAUUAAACAUGAAGUCAGGGAGGGUGACUGCUCUUCAGGUGAGGGGUAAUGUCCUGUGCUGAAGCCAUUUAAAUGAAGACAGAUGCUGUAUAUUGUUCAGGUUAGAAUGUACUAAUAUAAUAUAUGGAAGAAGCUUUUAUUGCCAGAUAUUUUUUCUUUGUUCAUCAGUUUAGCUUGUCUUAACGCGGCACCUCUUGUACUUCUACUGCCCAGAUUUUGCUAUGCAGAAAUCCUGCGGCUGGGCCUCUUUGUUUUAUGACUUCGGUGAAGUCUCUAUCGACACAUAAUCAUUGUGGCGUUCCCUCGUGCUCACACAGUAGUUUAGUUCCUUCCUGUCGAGGUAUUUUGUUGGACUGCUGUCUGUCAGAAACUUUGCACCCUCCUUGUUUCCUCACGAGCAUCAAAAACGCACAAAAACAAGAACAGACCACAUUGUUUUAUUCGUCACAGCCACUUCUUGUUUCUUCUGCCGUCUCAUGCCUUCGGUUGAAAUGCCACGUGAGUCUACAUAUUUAUCAGUCUCUUGUCUUCAGCCGUCUCGUCCGUGUUCAAGGUAAACUUUGGGUGGAUUGAUUUGCACUGUGCUCUUCAGCCAUGCCAGCUAGAAUAGAAGUGGAGAAGGUUCCCUGUGUGAAGGUGAUGGAUCAACACUGCUCUUGCAAUCAACAGUAGAAACAAUCUCUUUUUCUUUUUUUUGUCAAUAAAGCACAAGUUGUGUAAAUCC
Messenger RNA from Acanthochromis polyacanthus (spiny chromis), 3016 nucleotides. RefSeq names its product chromosome 17 C5orf15 homolog (gene c17h5orf15). NCBI's taxonomy places the organism in Eukaryota, Metazoa, Chordata, Actinopteri, Pomacentridae. The transcript has 4 exons. The record is from RefSeq and is a predicted model, not a curated record. Bases 59 to 1432 code for a protein of 457 amino acids.